GAGCCCGUGCCCCCCGACGCCUCCGUGGCAGUGAAGUACUCGGGAUACCUGGAGUAUGCGGAUGAGCCCUUCUGCACCAACUGCAGCAGGAAGGGCCCUCGCCUGAUGAAACUCGGAAAAGACGUUACGCUCUGGGGGCUGGAAAUYGGCCUGCUCACCAUGAGGAAGGGAGAACUGGCGAGGUUUGUCUUCGCGCCCGAUUACGCCUAUGGGAAGCUGGGCUGCCCUCCCCUCGUCCCCCCGAACGCCACGGUCUUGUUCGAGGUGGAGCUGCUCGACUUCCUCAACUCGGCGGAAUCAGACGGGUUCUUUGCUUUGACUGCUGAGCAGCAGGGAAUGUUUCCGCUGCAAAAGGUGUUGAAAGUGGCAGACACGGAGCGAGAGUUCGGCAAUUACCUCUACCGUCAGCAGCGCUUCUCGGAUGCCAGAGACAGAUACAAAAGGGCUUACACCGUGCUGCGUCGCAGCCCUUCCAAUGAGGGAGAGAAGUGUCAGAUUGACGCGUCUAAGUUGCUGGUGCUCCUCAAUCUCUCGCUUACUUACCUGAAACUGGAGCGUCCUGCCAAAGCUCUGACCUACGGAGAAAAAGCUUUGGAGAUUGACCAAAGAAACGCCAAAGCGCUGUUCAGAUGUGGCCAGGCUUGUCUCUGCAUGACAGAAUAUGAAAAAGCCCGGGAUUUCCUGGUCAGAGCGCAGCGCAUACAGCCCUUUAACCAUGAUAUUACCAAUGAGCUGAAAAAGUUGGCAAGCUGUUACAAGGACUAUGCGGAUAAGGAGAAAGAAAUGUGCUGCCGCAUGUUUGCCACGCUCAACUCUUCUCCUGCGUGACCAGAAAUAAAGGACUUCCCCAGCUGAUAAAGACCAGCUCUCGGACCUGCAGAAAACUCAUGAUGGCAUCCAGGAAAAGGGGAAACCACUGUCCAGUUUGGAGAGGGGGACGUGGAGGCUCUCUUCAUCUUAAAUAAACCCAUUUUUCUCAGAGCUGGUUCUUGCUCAAUUCUGAGGUUCAGCGCUCAGAAGAGCUAAGUUCUACCAUGUGAAAGAGGAAAGUGUCCUCUUCUCUCUCGUAUUCUGAAGAAUCCUUUCCUGACAUCCUGCUUCUUCCAGGUUCUGGGCUGCUAUAAGGGAAUCUGUGAGUAGAAGUAGGAUGCCAUGAAGUCUUGUAUUGUUUAUACAGAUUGUUCCUUAAAAAUUAGAUUUAAUAUUAGUUUUUGUUCUGAGAAAAUAAACCAGUCUGAGAACUAAUGCUAGCAGAACUUGUGCCAACAAUUUAUUGUGCAAGAGUGAUGAAUGUCUCUUUCAGCGCAAGGAACUGGAAUUUGGAAACAGGGUCCAAUUUGUUGUUAGUAUAGCUAGCUCCCUUCUUGGGCAACACGGUGUGUUUUACUCUUUGUUUUGUCUGAACGUUCCUAUGCAUGUUGAUGCUAAAUUUCAAAUUACAUGAAGGCUUUUUUUUCCUAUUCAGGCAUUGCUGACUUUUCUAUGUUUGCUCAGGUUGGUUUCCUUCUGGAGCAAAACUCACCGUAUCCUCCCUGCAUGUCUCUGAACAUAGACCUUGGUGGUGUGACCGAGUUAAUAAACACAAAACCAAAUGCCUCUUGGUGAACCUGUGGCAGGCAAAUACAGAGCUAGAGAGAAACUGCUUGAAUUCCAUGGAGGAGGAACCUGGUAACCUGAAACGAUGUUUUUAUGGCAUUUGUCCCCUCUGUGCUUGGCCAGCAAGGUUAAUGUCUUCCAAAUGUACUCCAGUGCCUCGUUGUUGACUUGCAGGGCAUGGAGGGUUGCCCGUGG
Nothoprocta perdicaria is the source of this 1791-nucleotide messenger RNA. It is a transcript of the gene FKBP6, whose product is annotated as FK506 binding protein 6. Gene Ontology annotation, molecular function: peptidyl-prolyl cis-trans isomerase activity; protein binding. NCBI's taxonomy places the organism in Eukaryota, Metazoa, Chordata, Aves, Tinamiformes, Tinamidae. The record is from RefSeq and is a predicted model, not a curated record. The coding region runs from base 106 to 828 and encodes 240 amino acids. The transcript is spliced from 8 exons.